Molecule: messenger RNA, 6237 nt
Organism: Oryctolagus cuniculus (rabbit)
Lineage: Eukaryota; Metazoa; Chordata; Mammalia; Lagomorpha; Leporidae
Source: RefSeq, a predicted model, not a curated record
CACGCUCCGCCCCUUCCCCCGCCGCCCGCCCAGGCGCGCCGGCUCCCGGGGAAGGGGCGGAGCUCCCGCCCGCUCCGGGGCCACGGUUGCCACGGCAACACGGCCAUACUGGGCCCAACCGACCGAGGGUGGGCCGGGGCCGGUCGGCGGGGGUCUCGUGGGCAAGGCGGCAGCAUGGACAACCUCUUCGUGGAGGAGGUGGCCGCCUCCCUGGUCAGGGAGUUCCUCAGCAGAAAGGGCUUAAAGAAGACGUGCGUGACCAUGGACCAGGAGCGCCCGCGCUCAGAUCUCAGCAUCAACAGCAGGAACGACCUUCGCAAGGUUCUGCACCUCGAGUUCCUCUGCAAGGAGAACAAGGCGAAGGAAAAUCCGCUGAAAACAAACCUUGAACUUAUCACCAGGUACUUUCUGGAUUAUGUUGGAAAUGCUGCUAAUAGUUUAACUCAGGAGACUCCAAUCCCUGCACUCUCACUUCCCAAGAAGAAUAACAAGUUGUCAGCGAGACGCCCCGAGACCAUGCUGGUCAAUAUAUACGACCUUUCAGAAGAGGACCUGGGCAGGAGGAGCUUGCUGUCUGAAGCAAGCCACGUCAGACAUGACAACCCUGAUGGGGACAUGCUUGGUAAUUCUGUGUCGUCGUCCAAAAGGCCCCCACACAAAAGUAAGCCCCUGCACUUGGUUGCAGGUGAAAGCCCACCCUUGCCUUCAGCGUGGGAGAGGAUGGAAAAGCUGCACUCUGAGCCCACCCUGGACGUGAAGAGGACAGGAGAGAAGAGCAGACCAAAGCCGGGCCUCAUCGUGCGAGGCAUGAUGGCCGGGCCCACGGCCAGCUCCCCACAGGAUUCUUUCCGCAAACGGUCUCUGAGGCCGUCCCCAGCCAUGGGCAGCGUGACCCCAGCCCAGGAGGAGGAGACUGGGAAGGUGCCUGAGCCCUGCACCCACCCUGCAGCCUGCCCAGCGCCACAGGACAUCCUGGCUUUGGGCAGGGGCUCCGCCAUCAGGAACCCCCUUGGUCAGCAUAGAGAGCUGAAGACAGAAACGCGCCAAAGCACUCCCAGCAGCCCGCCCCACCUGCCCAGCACGGGGCUGCCCUGGCAGGAGAGAGCCGGGUCCAGAGAGCUUUCGGAGGGCAGCCCAGAGGCAGACAAGGCACGUCCGAAGUUCUCCUUGCCAGGCGGGAGUUCCAGGAUGAGCCAGGAGAGGCAGGAGAGAGCCUUCCGGCGGCAGGGCAGCCAGCCCCCACUGCUCAGGAAGCACCUGUUACCAGCGUCUGAGAAGGCAGAUGGGGAGCUGAGUGCCCUGCAGCUAGAGGACGUGGAAGAUGAUCUGGUAAGGGAGGAAGUCAUCCUGCCUCUGGCCCCAUCGAUGCUCAAGCUGCAGACAGCAUCGGAGCCGAUCGACCUCUCAGUAGCGAAGGAGAUAAAGACCCUUCUGUUUGGUUCCAACUUCUGCUGUUUCAAUGAAGAGUGGAAACUUCAGAGUUUUACCUUCAGUGAUGUAGCCUCGUUAAGAUACGGCAUCGUGCAGAGAAAGGGGGGCCCCUGUGGGGUUCUGGCCGCCGUCCAGAGCUGUGUCCUGCAGAAGCUGCUGUUUGCAGAAGACGGGGGAACUGACUGUGCUCGGCGGCUGCAGCCUUCAGAUGCACACAGGACCCGCUGUCUCGCUCUGGCCAUCGCGGAUAUCUUGUGGCGGGCUGGCGGCCGGGAGCGAGCCGUGGUUACCCUGGCUUCGGGAACUCAGCAGUUCAGUCCAACGGGGAAAUACAAAGCAGAUGGAGUCUUAGAAACACUCACGCUGCACAGUUUGACCUGCUAUGAGGAGCUGCUGCUGUUCGUGCAGCAGAGUGUCCGUCAGUUCGAGGCAGGCCCCUAUGGAUGCAUCCUGCUCACCCUCUCUGCCAUCUUGUCCAGGACCACCGAACUAAGAUGCCUGUAUUUGCCACGGACAACGUUUCCAUCAAUUCUUCUGCCUGAGCCAGCGCCAGCCGAGCGCCACGCUCCCCCCAUCCGCCAGGACUUCGAUGUCCCCACCAGCCACCUGAUUGGAGCUCAUGGAUACUGCACGCAGGAGCUUGUCAAUCUGCUGCUGACCGGGAAGGCCGUGUCCAAUGUCUUCAACGACGUGGUGGAGCUGGAUUCUGGGCAGGGCAGCACCACGCUCCUGCGUGGCAUCGCUGAACGCAGCGACAUCGGCUUCCUGUCCCUCUUUGAGCACUACAAUGUGUGCCAGGUCGGCUGCUUCCUGAAGACCCCUCGCUUCCCCAUCUGGGUGGUGUGCAGCGAGAGCCACUUCAGCGUCCUGUUCAGCCUGCAGCCCGAGCUCCUGUGCGACUGGAGAGCCGAGCGGCUCUUCGACCUCUACUACUACGACGGCCUGGCCAACCAGCAGGAACAGAUCCGGCUGACCGUGGAUACCACCCAGACGGUCCCUGAGGACACACACAACGACCUCGUCCCACCCCUGGAGCUCUGCAUCAGAACCAAAUUCUCAAACAGCUCAAAGGGGGAGACUUGGGAAAGUGGCUUCCGAGGUCACACUGAGGACCUGCUGCAGAUGGGGCCUGCCUGGGCGGGGUGAGUCCUGCUGCCCAUCAGGAAGAGGGUGCACACGGUGCAGUCUGCAGCCCCAGCUCAGGUCAUUCCCAAGGGCGGAGUCAGAUUCUGAGCUGCUGAUGAGAUGCAGCAGGGUGCACACGGCCCGCCCGUCACCUCGCUGGCUGGGCUGGGUGACAAGUAGAGCACCUGAUGGUGGGUGUGUCAGGGGUUUCCCUUCCGUCACAUGAACCCCCGUGGAACGCCUGGUCUUGGCUCCAUGGAAGACACAGCUGGAUGAGACUUCGUUCCUGGUCUCAGGGAGAGUAGAGGCCAAGUUCUCGUUCUAGGCCAGGGAGAGGUGUAUCACCCACCUUUAACCCCAGCUCUGCUGCCCAGCUCACACACCUGCAGCCUGGUAACUUGCUGCAGUCCACAGAAAGGACCUUGGGUGCCACCCGAAAUAGGCCCCUCUUUUACAAACAGGGAGAUGGGGGGCAGAGACCUGGGCCCCGGCCCCACUCUGAGACAAGGCAGCACAGGGACUGUCCCAGCCCAGCAGAAGGUCACCAGGCGGGCAGUGUGACUUCCCGCCUCCUGUCUAUUGCCACGGCACAUUGCCCACGCCUCGCCUGCUGGUUUUGCCCUCAGAGGAGAGCAUACUAAUUGGAAGCAUCCCCGGGUCCCCACGCUGCGGCUGCUCCCUGGAGUGACGCACGUCUUGGGCUCGGAGCGUCUCCUGUUUCUGCUGCCUGUGUCAGGAAUGUGGGGCCUGCUGUCCUCCAGCCAUCUCUGCAAAAACAGCCGCACUGAGGGUCAUCGCCACAGCCGAUGUGCAUACUGACCCCUCACGCCUCCAGCCUGGCCAGAGCGAGAGCAAAUGAGGUGGUUGUCAACAGUCCAGGGAGAAGAGGAAAGAACUCCUAACCAGGGCCUGGGGCAGGGCCACACAUGUUUCUGUUUGGAGGCUCAGACAAGAAAUCAAAAAUGCGACUGCAGCUGGGGACAGGGCCUUGGCGGCGCCCUCACCCACCUAGCAGCCUCUGUUGCAGCUAAGGCCCUUCCUGCUUGGGCUCCCUGUUGGCCGUCUCUCACCCAGGAAGGAGGGCUGGCUCUCUGGGCUUUCCUGCUGCCCCACUGUCCACCCAGCUGGCCAGCUGCCCACAUGCAGCUGCGCUGGUUCUGUGGCUGUCACCUUGUGUGCUGGUUCUGCUCCAGCUUCAGUCUCCCCUGCUGCCGACUGAGCGUCACAGCCCCUCCCCCGAGCUGUUGAGAGGCUGAGAAGAGCCGCAGGUGUGUGCCCUCCCCCCCCACCCCACUCCCCCGCACCUGUGGGGAAGGAGGGAGCGCAGGAGGAGGGUGAUGGAAUGGGAGAGCGGACUGUGAACGAAGAUCUGGGUUGCUAGCUGGUACCUGGAGUGCAGUGGCCGCCAGUGUGGAGGGGGUGAGCGCCCCUGGGACAGCAGGAGUGGUCUGUCCCGAGCCUGGCCGUGGGGAACACUUCUGCAGGCAGGGAUCCCGGAUCUUCUCCUGGAGGGAAGGAGGAGGGUCCUUGCAGGUAGAGGGCACAGCACAGGCCGAGCUGCUCCUGGUUCCGAAUGGGUGGAGCGCAGGCAUGGAGACUUGCACACAGGCCUGCUUGUCUGGAGGUGGGCAGUGAGCAAGCGGGGUCCCCACCGUGAUCCUAGCAGGCCAGAGCUUUGCCAGCAGGCCCACCUCUGCCCCUUGCGGGGCUCUAGCAGGCUUGUUCCCCAGGAAAUGCACCCAGUGUAUCAGUGCUGAAAAUCUGCCUCUCUGCUAUGGCGAGCGCCCCUGGAGUUGGGGGGCCUGUUUAUGACCAGGAUGUGGUCCCCAGAGUGCUGUCCAUUUGAACUCCGGGACCACAGCAUUUGCCUGUGGUCCUCAAUAGGGCCAUGUUGCACUCCUGGGGUUCUUGACGUUUUUGGUUGUCGCAGCCAGGGAGAAGCUGCUGAGCAUCCCAGCAUGCACUGGGCAGCCUCCCCAGCAGAGUUUCUCUGCCCCCGGUGCCACAGGAGCUGAGGUGAGGCGGAGAAGCCCCCCCCUUGGUUAGCGCUGAUGAGCAAGCCAGCGGUGGCUGGGUGAUGAAUGGGGCUGCCUCUGCUGCAGACACUCGCAGAUGCAGCUGCGUUUCACCCUCCCCAUCUCUGUCCCUGUUGUUGGUGGCACAGGCGAGCGUUUUGUCACUGGUCCUUGUCAUCGAGUUGCUGUCGUGCGUGCACCAGCUUUGAUUGUCACUGCCAGCUGCCUCUCGCCAGUGUUUCCGGUACUGCGGGUGCAUGUGCACCUCUUGUUCUGGAGGGCGAGGGUUACUCAGGUCUUUAAAUAUGUGAGGACUUCAAAAAGCUGUGGAAAAUGGGAAUAGAAGAUCAGUUUGUUUUUGGUGCAGAAAAAAACUAGGCAUCCGUAUGCACAAGGGUCUUCAUGGAAAAUACGUGUUAUGAAAAAAAAAAACAACUAUGCGUGGAUUUCAAAAUGCUUUGCACCAGAAUAGACUUGUAUUUCAAUUCCAUUUUCCACGAACUUUUUGGAGUCAUGGUGAAUAUGACUCACCCAGCUCUGAAGCCAAACCCCAUUUUUCCAGGAAAUGAAAGAUUUGCAGGCUGAGAGCGCCUAGGAGGCGCUUCCGCCUGUCUGUGGGAGUGGGGAGGGCAGAGGCUGGGCAGGAGAGGGACAGAGACCUGGGGGACCAGGAGGAGGGCAGGUGCGUCUCUCUGGCCUCCCUUCUGUCACCUUCUGGGAUUCUGGAUUCAGGAAGUGCUCCUGGUGCCUGAGUCUGUGAUGUUUGCCCACAGAUCUUAAUAGAACAGUGAAAGCUUUUUAAUGACAUGUUUCAAAACUGCAAGUGACCAACAGGGAAAGAAACUUGGAACCCCAGACAGUGUGGCCGACUCAGCCAAGCCCACGUGCGCUGCUGCGGGUGGCUGGCUCGUUAGGAACCUGGGAUGAGCCCUGUGCCUUCCCAGCUCUCCCUCCUCCACAACCUACUCAGUGGUGCCGGUCAGGCGGUGGCCAUUGUCCCUGCUGAGUGGACCUAUGUCAGCUACUAUGGACGUCAUCGGACUCCAGCCUCAAAUAGCAUCGGUAGUGGGUACCCCCACCCAGGAGCAGUCUCACUGCGCCAGCCUGGUCAGGUGGUGGGAACACAGUCCCAGUAUCUCUUCCGGGAGCCAUGAAGAUGAACGCCAUGGUGCGGAUGAAUCCCAUCAAGGGGCUCAGCCCAAAGCACUUGAGGUUGCUCUGAUCUACCCGACCCUCGAAAGCACAGGAGGUAGCCUAGAGCACCCAGAAACCACAGCCCCGCCCCGCCCGGCAGUGGGAGGACUGGUGCUGGCCCUGUCCAUUCACAGACGUCUGGUGGUGACUUGGACAGGGGUCUGCUGGCGGGGUUGGAAGGAUCGGGGGCCCAGGCGCCUGCACUCCACUUGGGGCGAGAUCUUUGGGCAUCACUGGACGUCCCCCAGUGACACUGAUGAGAACGCAGAGGUAGGUUGGGAAGCGUCUCUCAGGAUUCGCGUCAUGUUCAAGGCUGAGCAGGCUUCCCGUCCACUCACCACAGCUUCUCAUGCUGGGCAUUGUAACAGGAAGAUCAGAUUCAGCGUUCAUUUGUGGGCAAAUUGAAAUUUCUCGGACAUUGAUUGGGUGACGGGGUGGGCAAGGCUGUGUCUCCAGGGUUAUGGGGAUGUUU